AUGGCCCUCCUGGUUCUCACCCUGGCACUGCUGGCAAUGACCAUGGCCACCACGACCAUUGAGGAAAAGCCCCUGGACAUGGCCCUGAACUCCUUUGAUGACCAGUACCAGGGCUGUGGCCCUGCCAUGAAGGCGAAGCUGCCGGCUCUGAACCGCUCUGAGUUCCAGGACAAUUCUCUACUGGCCCAGGUCUGGCCAAAGGCCAAGGUCUGGUGGCAGAGAUGGGGGUCCCCUGUGUCCCCUCUGUCGUCCCCAGACCAGGCCAUCGCCAUCAAUGCCUACAACAUAAUUGACUUAUAUGAACCAUUCAAUGAUGAAGUGAGAGUGGCCGGGCGCUCUCCCCAGGAAUACCGGGACAAUUUCCACUUCAAAACGCUGCAUUUCCUACUGACCGAUGCCUUGGCCAUGCUGAGGGCUGCUCAGGGGCAGCAAUGUCGCUGUGUGUUCUGGGGGAUGGACAAGUACAAGUUCAAGGCAAAUGUUGACGACGUCGUCCGGUUGGGUCAAUUCGCGUCAUCGACUCUUUGUGAAAAUGGCAACGAAGGACUGGCGAGCACGACAGUGUUCAAGGUGCAGACGUCUCAUGGUGUGGCCAUCAAAGUUUACUUUGAAUAUACGUCACAGGAGAAGGUGCUGAUCCCACCCUUCGAGAAGUUCAAGGUCACCAAAGUCAUCGAGGAUUGGGAGAAGGUGGUGAUCCACCUUGACUCCAUCGGGACCUACAGCAAAUACAACUGCGAGUGGUUGACAGGUGGGAACAUCCCCAGGACUUCUGCCAGCUCAGAGGACGAUCACCAAGGCCACCAGGACAGCCAGAGAAACAAGACCACAAAGACUUCCAAGGCCACCACGGCCACUAUGGCUGCCUUGGCCAUCAUGGCCUCCAUGUGGUCACUGUGGUCACCACUGGCACUGUGA
This is a messenger RNA of Catharus ustulatus (Swainson's thrush), 918 nucleotides long. RefSeq names its product erythroblast NAD(P)(+)--arginine ADP-ribosyltransferase-like. Gene Ontology annotation, molecular function: NAD+-protein-arginine ADP-ribosyltransferase activity; NAD+ poly-ADP-ribosyltransferase activity. NCBI's taxonomy places the organism in Eukaryota, Metazoa, Chordata, Aves, Passeriformes, Turdidae. The record is from RefSeq and is a predicted model, not a curated record. Bases 1 to 918 code for a protein of 305 amino acids. The transcript has 2 exons.